UCUUCCGCAGUGGGGAAUGACGUCAGCACGCUGCAGCAUCAGGACUUCCUGUGCUGAUGUGCGCAAAGUGAAACAGGCUACAGGAUGCUCUCUUCCACUGCCGCUGGACUUUUUUUAGUAUUAGCUUGGAUUUACCCAAGUUACGCACUCUACUUUCACAUAGGAGAGACGGAGAAGAAAUGCUUUAUUGAGGAAAUUCCAGACGAGACCAUGGUUAUUGGAAAGUACAGGACUCAGCUGUGGGACAAACAGUCCGGUUCCUUCCUACCGUCCACCCCCGGCCUUGGGAUGCACGUGGAGAUCAAGGAUCCAGAUGCAAAAAUCAUCCUUUCCCGUCAGUAUGGGUCAGACGGACGGUUUACCUUCACCUCCCAUACUCCUGGAGAACAUCAGAUCUGUCUGCACUCCAACUCCACCAAGAUGGCUCUAUUCGCAGGAGGAAAACUGAGAGUGCAUCUGGAUAUUCAGGUUGGAGAACAUACCAACAACUACCCUGAAAUCGCAGCUAAAGACAAACUCACUGAGCUGCAACUGCGAGUCCGACAGCUUCUGGACCAAGUCGAGCAGAUCCAGAAGGAACAAAACUACCAGAGGUUCCGUGAGGAGCGUUUUCGCAUGACGAGCGAGAGCACCAACCAGCGUGUUCUCUGGUGGUCCAUUGCUCAGACUCUCAUCCUCAUCAUCACCGGCAUCUGGCAGAUGAAGCACCUCAAAAGCUUCUUUGAGGCUAAGAAACUGGUGUAACAUCCGCCUGAGCAACCGGACAUCUGGAAACAACACAAAUAUGAGCAGCAAGUCUGAGAAACGCCCACCCACAGGAUGAGAUAGGUGGUCUUAAUAUCAGCCAUAAACAGUAUGGGCAGAUUCCCUGAAGUUAUCAACCCUGGGAAAGUUUUUUUUUUUUUUUUAAUUUGUUGUGUUUUCUGGACCACGCUAGACAACAAAGGCCAAGAAGCAGUGACACCAUUAAUGAUCUGAGAUUGUUUUUAAUGGUGAUGCAUUUACAGCUAAAAACCAGAGAGUUUAUUCAAACCUGAUUUGAUGUAGGCCAUUGUGAUUGUGUCACUGUUCGUGUUGCACAUGGUCUUAUUUCCAGUUUUUUGUAUCUUCUAAGCUUUCAGCUGUUCACCAUGUGCUCACACUUGUACAAAUAUUACACUGGCCUUGACUCCUUAUGUGUCCACAUUCUUACACUUAAGCAAAAUGGUUUAUAACAUCAUGUAAGCAGUGAGGAAGGCACUUGUUAACAUCACACUGAGUCAUGAGUUAGUGUAUUUGCGAGCACUUAAUAGUACAAUAUAACAGUAUAAUUAUAAAACAAAUCCUUAGUAUAUUAUAAAAUAUUUAUUAACUGUUGAUACCUGUGAAUAAGUUAACAGAUGAGUUUAAAAUUGUUCAAGCCUCAUGAAGACAUUUCACAAAUCACAUUGCAACUCAAAAACCACUUACAGGAUUUUUCCUGCAGCUUUCAGGUAUGUUGUGGCCUUCCUCAGAUACUUUGGUGGUUGUGAUGAAGGGCGAAGAAAUAUUUAAUACACUAUACGUACUGCAUUAGUGAGUACAAUAAAUCCAACAAUUAUAAGCACCUCAUUCAUUUUUUUGAUUACAAAUGUGUAAUAU
Molecule: messenger RNA, 1620 nt
Organism: Monopterus albus (swamp eel)
Lineage: Eukaryota; Metazoa; Chordata; Actinopteri; Synbranchiformes; Synbranchidae
Gene: tmed4
Product: transmembrane p24 trafficking protein 4
Exons: 5
Coding region: 85-744 (219 amino acids)
Source: RefSeq, a predicted model, not a curated record